UUGCUGUGGUACCGGGCGGAGUGCGGGAGGCGGAGACCCUCUGGACAGGCACCGGGAGAGCCGCUCUGUGACUCUGGGGACUCCACAGCCUGUGCGGGCAUGAGGGACCGCCUGAACGACCUGUCAGCGGCUAAGGGGGAAGGCGAAGAUGGGGACACCGUGGUUAUUAUGCAAAAAGAACAAUUUAUGGAUGACUUCUUCCUUCAGGUAGAAGAAAUAAGAAACAGCAUUGCUAAAAUAUCUGAAAAUGUAGACGAGGUGAAAAAGAAGCACAGCACAAUUUUAUCUGCGCCAAACCCAGAAGACAAAACCAAGGAUGAACUUGAAAGCCUUAACAAAGAAAUCAAGAAUAUCGCCAACAAAGUUCGGACAAAAUUAAAGUGUAAGGUAUUCUGUUGUUUACAGAAUGGUGUAAUUGGCCCCCUUUGCGCUAUAGCAUUCUUGGUUCAUUUAAAUGCCAUUAAAACUGAAAAAAAAAAAAAGCAU
Messenger RNA from Staurois parvus, 486 nucleotides. The record is from the annotation of a GenBank genome assembly. Lineage: Eukaryota; Metazoa; Chordata; Amphibia; Anura; Ranidae.